UAUGUAUGAUGAAGAAUGAAUCUGGGUAUGUAUUUUUAUUCUAAGUACCAUCAGCAUAUGAAAACUCUUUUUGAAAUCACAACGUCCAGAGACGAGCUGCUGCUCAGAAGAUCCCUGCGGUGACAACCAUGAAUUUGCCGUCCAGAGAGGAGUGUGAAGGGUGGGACCAGGUGAAAGUGGCUCUUUUUAUGUGUAAGAAUAAUAUGCAAGACUGUGCUGCAACUGUGACCAGAUUAAAAAUUGAUGGAGUCCGACUUCUGAAUCUGACUGAGAAUGAAAUCAGGAAGUUCAGCCUCCUUCAGCAGCCGCAACUUCAGAAAAUGGUUCAAGACAUCAAGAAAAAUGAUGGCAGUCUGCUGAAUAAAAUCAGAAGAUUGAAAACCAAACCACGUCCAAACCUUCCUGCCAGAGACUACAAAGACCACAGAGAAAAUGAUGAAGGCUCUGAUCCAGAAUAUAACAAUCCAUGUGAGGACACACCUGAUGACAGUUAUGAACCUCCCCCAGUCCACAGGGAGUUCACUGGACGUCCCUUUGCUGCCCUGCCAAGGGGGGAAUAUCUAGACAGUUGUCAUGUUCGACCAAGCCGACCACCCAGGAAGCCGCUCCGCCCAGAUAAGGCCUCCAGACAACUGCCUCCUGAACCCUCCCAAGCAGAUAGUGACAAAGAUGAAGACUACAUAGACCCAGAUCCCAAUGGUGAGGACGACUACAUAGAACCCACAGACAAUUCAUCCACAAGUGGAAAGAGAGCAGGAGGCGACUAUCCCACUCUACCUCCAGCUUUACCAGACCGUCCAUCCAGUCCUGAUGAUUUAUAUGAAGAACCUGAAAAAGAGAAGUCACCUUCACCUCCCCAGAGAAACAGAUUUUGUCCGCCUCCUUCCAAACAGUGUCCUUCCGUACCAAAACCCAGCCCAAGGCUCAACAACUGGGGAUCCACCCUCUCUGCCCAGCAGCCCACAGACGAUGAUGAAUAUGAACUUUGUGAUCAAGAUAACAGUUCCAAUCAUAAACCUCCAGGUGGUCCUCCCCCGCCUCGUCUACCAAAGCCAACUCCAAGAGAGAGGUCACCAAAGCCGCCUGUAUUACCGAGGCAAGAUUUGAAACCAAGACAAUUUGAAAGUGCCUCCCUGCCUUUGAUGCACUCUGAACCGAAACCACCUCCAAAAGCUUUCUCCCUGGAUCAAAAGCGACCAAAAAUCCCUCUUCCACAGAUUACACCACCCAAACCAGCUGAGAAGGGGAGCACUGCAUCAGAAAAUGCUUCAACAGACCAAGAUAAGGAUGGUGAUGUUUACAACAAACCCUGGUUUGCCAGCACAUGUGACCGCAAGACUGCAGAUGACGCUUUAUUGCGAUCUAACAUGGACGGAGCUUUCCUGGUGAGAAAGAGCUCUGGUCAGGAUGUGCAGCAGCCCUACACGUUAGUGGUCUUUUACAAUGGAAGAGUCUACAACAUCCCAAUACGCUUCGUGCCGAGCACAAGGCAGUAUGCUCUGGGAAGAGAGAAGAAAGGAGAGGAGUACUUCAGCAGUGUCUCCCACAUCAUAGAGAACCACCAGAGGAAUCUUCUGGUGCUGAUCGACAGUCAGAGCAACACCAAAGACGCCACCAAGCUGUGUCAUCCUGUAAAGCCGUAGACGACUCCGUCAGUCAGACGACUGAUUCAGAACAUCUGAGCUUCACAAUCCGAGGCCCGUGUUCUUUCACUUUUCAACUUCCCUGCCCAUCAGUGUUUUAAAGUAAACGCAGAGUUAAGCGUUUGAAACGGUGCACUAUGAUAGUUAUAUUUUUUUUAAAACAGCCAAGAACUGCUGGAGAUCCUGAUUUUCCCCACAUGGGACAAUAGACUGGCCUUCAAAGACACUUAGGAAGGAGGAUGGUUGUAAAGCAAUACCCUGGAUGCCUGCUCUUCUAAUAGGACAGUUCUGUUCUCAUAGUGAUGUGACUAUAUAGUUAUUUUUGUUGAUAUUUUUUGUUCAAGCAAAUACAUGAAAGCAUCAUGACAGUGCCCCUUCAAUGCCUUACUGAGCAAGUUUUUUUAAAUUUGUAGAAAACACAGCUUUCUUUGAUUAAUAAAGCAAUUUCCAGAAUAGGUUCUAGAUAGGGGCCGACAGGGGCCAGUGUCCCAUACAGAUUCUGACCUCUGUCAUUCCCCAGGCAUUGAAGUUAAUAAUACUAAAUCUAUUUCUUAUGGUAAAAUUAAUAAUCUUUUGGAAUAAUUUAAUGUUAUUAAUAACUUAAUCCAUUCAUACUGAGACGGAAUCCCAAUUUUCCUCUGUAUCCAAAGCAACAAGUGAAUCUUUGGCUCUGCUGCUCACUUAAUACAUAUAAUAUCGCCCUGUUAUUUUGGUUUCAUUCUUUUGUUCUGUGUUCUAGUGAAAAAAAAAGAAAAAAUCUAACCCCACCCUGGCAAACUUGUCCAAGACCCGCCACUCCCCCGGCAGACCUUCUUCCUCAUUCAUCAUUCUUUAUAGUUUUGUUUGUUUAAAUAUUAGCUUUUUUUGUUGUUAGCUCUUUGAUUACAGGUCCUCUUUGUAAAGUGUACAUUUUAUUGUACAUUUCAUUUUCUUUCAUUGAUUAUUUUUCCCAGUUGUGACCUCUCUGCUCGGUUUUCUGAAUGAAAAGGAUCGCAGGAUGAAGUGAUGAGAAU
Messenger RNA from Cyprinodon variegatus (sheepshead minnow), 2656 nucleotides. It is a transcript of the gene blnk, whose product is annotated as B-cell linker protein-like. Bases 129 to 1643 code for a protein of 504 amino acids. Lineage: Eukaryota; Metazoa; Chordata; Actinopteri; Cyprinodontiformes; Cyprinodontidae. Gene Ontology annotation, biological process: cell surface receptor protein tyrosine kinase signaling pathway; intracellular signal transduction. The record is from RefSeq and is a predicted model, not a curated record. The transcript is spliced from 24 exons.